Eublepharis macularius is the source of this 2525-nucleotide messenger RNA. Its product is annotated as protein regulator of cytokinesis 1-like. Gene Ontology annotation, molecular function: microtubule binding. Gene Ontology annotation, biological process: mitotic spindle midzone assembly; microtubule cytoskeleton organization. The transcript is spliced from 13 exons. Gene Ontology annotation, cellular component: mitotic spindle midzone; cytoplasm; spindle. Lineage: Eukaryota; Metazoa; Chordata; Lepidosauria; Squamata; Eublepharidae. Bases 14 to 1579 code for a protein of 521 amino acids. The record is from RefSeq and is a predicted model, not a curated record.
CAGUCUGGAGCGAAUGGCGGCGGCGGCUGAAGCGGCGAGUUCUCCCUUUUCGCCUCUCAGGGUGACGAAGCCGCCCAGGGAAAGCGAGGUCUUGGCCACCACAUUAGUGAACAGUGUCACUCAGGCUCUGACUAAGUUGCUGGAUUUAUGGAAUGAAAUGGGCAUGAAAAAAGAACUGCAACUGGAGCGGAUGCAGACUGUGAAGACCCACAUUGAGACACUGUUGAAUGAGAUGCUUGAAGAAGAAAGUAAUUUGAAAGAAAAAAUCGAAUAUGACAUUGAAAUACAAAAGAAGCAGUUGAGUAUAAUCAGAAGCGAACUCAAGCUAGAUGCUUACCAGGUUGAAGAAGACUUAUCCAUCCUUCAGCUUGAACGAGAGUUCCGCUUGGCUUUAGAAGCUGCUCUGAAAGAGAAAAAAGAGAGAGUGGAGAAGUUGAGAUGGUUGCAGCAAGAAGAUCAGGCACUGUGUUCAGAGCUUUGUGCCACCCCCUACUACAUUCCUACAGGCAGUGUUCCCUCUUCCUUGGAACUGAAAGAACUUGAAGAACAUGUUCAGAAUCUCUUGAGAGUAAAGGAGCAAAGAUUGGAGGAGUUCUUAAAAGUAAGAAGAGAAAUCAGACAGUAUAAUAAAGAAAUUGGACAUGAACCAGAUGGUACAUUGGAAAAUGAGAUGUUAUUUGAAGAUGAUGAAUACAUUUGCCUUACAAAGAAGAAUAUUGAAGAGCUCAAGUCGCUUGUUUGUCAGUUGCAGGUCAAGAAAGAAUCCUUGACUGCCAACCUUGAGGCAGUGAUGAAAGAAGUUCAACUUUUAUGGGACAGGUUUCAAUGGCCUCAAGAGCAGCAGGCAGAACAUAAAAGAAUUACAAGCAAAUGCUCAAUUUCUGAAGCAUUGAAGAUGUGGGAACAAGAGUUACAGAACCUAGAAGAGCGGAAGAAAGAGCAACUGAAGGAUCUCAUUUUCAAAGUCAGGCAACAACUUGAUGGCUACUGGAAGAGGUGUUUUUAUAGUGAUGAACAAAGAGCUGUAUUUCAACCUUUUUAUAAUGAUGAUUUCUCAGAGGACUUAUUAAAUCAGCAUGAUGAGGAACUUCUGAAAAUUAAACACGAGUAUGAGAAAAACAGAGGUCUGUACGAUACUGUACAAAAAUGGGAAGCCACAUGGGACCGUUUCAUUGAAUUGGAGAACAAAUCAACAGAUCCAAGCAGACUUCUGAACAGAGGGGGUAACUUGCUCAAAGAUGAAAGGGAGCGGUCAAAGAUCCAGAAGCAGUUGUUAAAAUUGACUGAAGACUUGAAGAAAAGUAUUGAAAAUUGGGAAAAAGAAAAUGGCUCUGACUUUCUUAUCAAUAAUGAAAGGCUUUUAGAAUCCAUAGACCAUCAGCUGGAACAGCACAAGGUUAUAAAAGAUCGGACAAAAAUGUCUGUGAAGAGGAAUGAAUCAACAGUGCCAAAAUCGGGGGUUAAAAGACCUGCCGGUGCACAAACACCAACUCCCAACAAGCUACGCAAGAAAGACCUAUCAAUGAAAUCCAGCAGCAUCAGAUUUUUCAAUUCUGCGUUGAAGGAGAACUUGAAUUGAUGAGCCUACCUCAACUUCAGCUGAAACACAGCCUAAUGUCGUUUGUGCAUGGGUUCCCCAACCCCAUCCAUGGUCAUCACCAUUUUCUUUGGUUCCCCAAUGGGAACUGAACAAGGCCACACACCCAUUGCCCUCCUGUUUGAAGAUCGCCGGCAAGUAAGUAAUCUUGAACUUCUUGUGUGCUAUCACCUCUUGGUAUGGUUACAAGAAUCUCUGUAGUGCAUGGGCCUAGAACCUUGCCAACUGGGGGACAUCUAGACAGGAUACCCUCAUCCCCAGCAGCUGAGCCAGGAGCAUCGCUUCCACCUCCUGGUUGCUUAAGACCUCUGUUGCCAUCAUCCGAAUCUUUGUUGCCUUUCCUGUGACAGAAAGACUGUCUUGAGCCGUGUCUAUCACUAUCCCCAGGUGCAAUAUUUACUGGGUUGGAAGGAAAACUGCUCUUUCCCUCGUUGAACACAAAACCAUAAUCCCGCAGGCAGGCUACUGUCAGUUUCACCACUUCCACUCCUAGUAGCAGGGAUGGAGCCAUGAUCAAGAUGGUGUCCAGAUACAGAAAAAGGAGCCACUCUGCAUUCUCAUUUAAUAAUAACUGUGUUUCUAUGCUGUACUUCUAGGCAGAAUAGUGCAAAUCAGAUACAAGGUCAGUAUUAUCUUUAUCCCGCCAAAACUGCUAUGGAGCUGAGGCUGAGAGGAGUGGCUUAUCCAGAGCCACCUUCUGAGCUCAUGGCAAUUAUGGGACAUGAACAAGCAGAAUGCUGAUUUGCGGCCCAGUGGCUUUAUCACUCGCCGUCACUCUGAAGUGAUGGGGGGGGGGCAGUAGAACCUUUUCUGUGCGAGCUGAAUGCUGUUCUUCAUCCAAAAUCGCUGCACUCUUUAGAGCACCACUGAAGACAUCCUGCUCAGAAGCCAGAGCUAGAAAGACUGGCGAUCCCUGGGACAGGCCCCU